This is a messenger RNA of Alligator sinensis (Chinese alligator), 3584 nucleotides long. It is a transcript of the gene GRIN1, whose product is annotated as glutamate ionotropic receptor NMDA type subunit 1. Gene Ontology annotation, biological process: ionotropic glutamate receptor signaling pathway; regulation of membrane potential; monoatomic ion transport. Bases 1 to 2823 code for a protein of 940 amino acids. The record is from RefSeq and is a predicted model, not a curated record. The transcript has 23 exons. Gene Ontology annotation, molecular function: NMDA glutamate receptor activity. NCBI's taxonomy places the organism in Eukaryota, Metazoa, Chordata, Crocodylia, Alligatoridae. Gene Ontology annotation, cellular component: synapse; plasma membrane; neuron projection.
AUGAGCUUAUAUCACGUGCCCUGCAUAGACAAAGAAGAAGAAUGUGACCAAAUGCAUGUCUAUGCAAUAUUAGUUAGUCACCCACCUGCUCCAAAUGAUCACCUAACACCAACACCUGUAUCAUACACAGCUGGCUUCUACAGGAUUCCUGUCAUUGGUCUGACAACACGCAUGUCUAUAUAUUCCGAUAAGAGCAUCCAUCUAUCCUUCUUGCGCACUGUGCCACCAUACUCUCACCAGUCCAAUGUCUGGUUUGAGAUGAUGCGAGUCUUCAACUGGAAUCAUGUCAUACUGAUUGUCAGUGACGACCACGAGGGUCGUGCUGCACAGAAGAAGCUGGAGACGCUCCUGGAAGAGAGAGAAUCCAAGAGUAAAAAAAGGAACUAUGAAAACCUCGACCAACUUUCCUAUGACAACAAGCGAGGACCCAAGGCUGAGAAAGUUCUUCAGUUUGAUCCUGGAACCAAAAACCUGACUUCGCUGCUGCUGGAAGCCAAGGAGCUGGAGGCUCGGGUUAUUAUCCUCUCUGCCAGUGAGGAUGAUGCGGCCACUGUGUACAGAUCAGCAGCUAUGCUUAACAUGACAGGCUCAGGAUACGUGUGGCUGGUGGGAGAGAGGGAGAUCUCUGGCAAUGCCCUGCGCUAUGCCCCUGACGGGGUGAUUGGUUUGCAGCUCAUUAAUGGGAAGAAUGAGUCAGCUCACAUUAGCGACGCUGUCGCUGUGGUAGCUCAAGCAGUGCACGACUUGUUUGAGAAGGAGAAUAUCACAGACCCUCCGAGAGGGUGUGUGGGCAACACCAACAUCUGGAAGACCGGUCCCCUUUUCAAGAGGGUUUUGAUGUCCAGCAAGUACUCUGAUGGAGUGACUGGGAGGGUCGAGUUUAACGAGGAUGGGGACAGAAAAUUUGCCAAUUACAGCAUCAUGAACCUGCAGAACCGGAAGCUGGUACAAGUUGGGAUUUACAAUGGCAGCCAUGUCCUGACCAAUGACAGGAAAAUCAUCUGGCCAGGGGGAGAAACAGAGAAACCUCAAGGCUAUCAGAUGUCAACCAAAUUGAAGAUCGUGACAAUUCAUCAAGAGCCAUUUGUGUAUGUGAAACCAACACUAGCUGAUGGAACAUGCAAGGAAGAAUUUACCAUCAAUGGAGACCCUGUUAAAAAGGUCUUUUGCACUGGACCCAAUGAGACCAUCCCAGGCCGCCCCACUGUGGCAUUGUGUUGCUAUGGCUUCUGCAUUGACCUCCUGAUUAGGCUUGCAGGGGUGAUGAAUUUCACCUAUGAAGUUCACCUGGUUGCUGAUGGUAAAUUUGGCACCCAGGAACGGGUCAAUAACAGCAACAAGAAGGAGUGGAAUGGGAUGAUGGGGGAGCUCCUGAGCGGCCAGGCCGACAUGAUCGUGGCCCCCCUCACAAUCAAUAAUGAGCGUGCACAAUACAUUGAGUUCUCCAAGCCAUUCAAGUACCAGGGACUCACCAUCCUUGUGAAAAAGGAAAUCCCCCGCAGCACCCUGGACUCAUUCAUGCAGCCUUUCCAGAGCACGCUGUGGUUGCUGGUGGGACUCUCUGUGCAUGUGGUGGCUGUGAUGUUAUACCUCUUGGACCGCUUCAGCCCAUUCGGCCGGUUCAAAGUGAACAGUGAGGAAGAGGAGGAAGAUGCCCUGACCCUCUCCUCUGCCAUGUGGUUCUCUUGGGGGGUCCUGCUGGCCUCUGGAAUUGGAGAAGGUGCUCCCCGGAGCUUCUCUGCUCGGAUACUUGGCAUGGUGUGGGCCGGCUUUGCUAUGAUCAUUGUGGCUUCAUAUACUGCCAACCUGGCUGCCUUCCUGGUGCUAGACCGACCUGAAGAGAGAAUUACGGGAAUCAAUGACCCCAGGUUGCGCAACCCCUCUGAGAAGUUCAUCUAUGCCACAGUGAAGCAGAGCUCCGUGGACAUUUAUUUCCGACGGCAGGUGGAACUGAGCACCAUGUACCGGCACAUGGAGAAGCACAACUACGAGAGUGCUGCUGAAGCCAUCCAGGCUGUGAGGGACAACAAGCUCCAUGCCUUCAUCUGGGAUUCAGCAGUACUGGAGUUUGAAGCCUCCCAGAAGUGUGACCUGGUGACGACAGGGGAACUCUUCUUCCGUUCUGGCUUUGGGAUUGGAAUGCGGAAGGACAGUCCAUGGAAGCAGAACGUCUCUCUGGCCAUCCUCAAAUCCCAUGAGAACGGCUUCAUGGAGGAUUUGGACAAGACUUGGGUGAGGUAUCAGGAGUGUGAUUCCCGUAGCAAUGCCCCAGCAACACUCACCUUUGAAAAUAUGGCAGGUGUAUUUAUGCUGGUGGCUGGAGGUAUUGUUGCCGGGAUAUUUUUAAUAUUCAUAGAAAUAGCUUACAAAAGGCAUAAGGAUGCGCGAAGGAAGCAGAUGCAGCUGGCGUUUGCAGCCGUUAAUGUGUGGCGGAAGAACCUGCAGAAUAUUCAUACAAUGACUUCUCUUUCAAUGCAGUCCUCUCUCUCUCUUGUGGCGCUAGGAUUCAGCUUCAGAAAAGGCCCUGAGCAUUUUUUUUUAGUGGAUAGAAAAAGUGGUAGAGCAGAACCUGACCCUAAAAAGAAAGCCACUUUUAGGUCCAUCACCUCCACCCUGGCCUCCAGCUUCAAGAGACGUAGGUCCUCCAAAGAUACGGCAGGAAAUCUCCCCACGCCUCAGCCUGCACCGGUGAGCUCCCCUGGGGACUGGUGCCCGCCCAUCACCAUCCUGCGCAGGGGCUGGAACCCAGUGCAGCUCUGCAGGCCAGCCGGUGAGGGUGUCACAGCGACCGUCCUCCACGAGUUUACUCCCCUGGAAGAAUGACCCCCUUAGAGCGCCAGAGAGACAUGAUGGCACUGUGGAUCCCAAGAUGCCCCCUGGGAAAGAAUCAGCCCCUUGGAAAUCACUCUGGAUGUUCUAAUCCCCACUGAUGCCAUCUGAGAUGCACAGCCUCUCCAGUGACAAUACUUGGGGUGCACAUAAUCCCCACAGACACAGCAGGACAUGCGUUUAUUCCCCAUAGGUAAUUCCUGCACCUCACAUAAUGCCCAUAGAGCUGAUGUAUUAAUGUCCGUUGCAACCACCCAAGAUGUUACAGUCCCCAGGGAAGCCCCCUGAGAUCCUGUAAAACACACACACACCCCUACCAGGAUGUCAUAUACCCCAGAAACACUAGAGAAACUGCAUUGCAUCCAUUAGCUGCUCCUGGACAUGUCCCCAACCUCACAGAAAUUAUACCACACCUUGUAUGCCCUGGGGAGGCACAGUUUAUUCCCACAGAUAAGCACAAAACUGAUAACAGACACCCCCCCUCCCCCGCCACCAUACGAGUUGCACGGUGUUGUCAUGAAUGCCUAUUCAGUUAUAACUGAUGUAUUUUAGUCCAGCCUGUCAGAAGAUCAUGGGGGUUCUGCAGAAAUUUUUGACUUUUCAAUUAAAAACCAAGUAUUUUUGCCCUCAAAAUUACCAAAUAACCAGUUUCCUAAUAGAAAAAUUGAAGAAAACAAACACCUCCCACAAGCCUUGCAUUUAGUUAAAAACACAAUUUUAAAUAAAAAAGACAACCCAGACUAUUACAUGUGAUU